AUGGCGGAGAGCCCGGCGGCCGAGGACGCGGCCCCGGCCCCGGCCGCGGUGCUGGCGGCGGGCGGCGGCGGCAGCGGCUCCCCGAGCGCCGCCGGCUCCGCGGGCACCCCCGGCGUGUUCAUCCCCGCCGAGCUCUGGGCGGCCGCGGGCUUCGGCGCGGCCGCGGCUCCCGGCACCGGCGUGGCCCCCGGUAGCGGCGGCGCCCCGAUGGCGGCGGCGGCGGCGGGGGCCGCGCUCCUCACGCACUCCGCCUUCUGGGACCCCACGGUCAGCGGCGACUGGGACAGCGAGCGGCCCAGCCCGGCCUGCCUGCUGCGGAUCAAACGGGAUAUCAUGUCCAUCUACAAGGAGCCGCCCCCGGGGAUGUUCGUGGUGCCCGACCCCCACGACAUGACCAAGAUCCACGCGCUGAUCACGGGCCCCUUCGACACCCCGUACGAGGGCGGCUUCUUCCUGUUCCUGUUCCGCUGCCCGCCCGACUACCCCAUCCACCCGCCCCGCGUCAAGCUCAUGACCACGGGCAACAACACCGUCAGGUUCAACCCCAACUUCUACCGCAACGGCAAGGUCUGCCUCAGCAUCCUGGGCACGUGGACAGGCCCGGCCUGGAGCCCGGCGCAGAGCAUCUCGUCGGUGCUGAUCUCCAUCCAGUCGCUGAUGACAGAGAACCCGUACCACAACGAGCCCGGCUUCGAGCAGGAGCGGCACCCCGGGGACAGCAAGAACUACAACGAGUGCAUCCGGCACGAGACCAUCCGCGUGGCCGUGUGUGACAUGCUGGAGGGAAAGUGCCCCUGCCCCGAGCCCCUGCGGGGCGUCAUGGAGAAAUCCUUCAUGGAGUACCUGGACUUCUACGAGGGCGUCUGCAAGGAGAGGCUGCACCUGCAGGGCCAGACCAUGCAGGACCCGUUCGGGGAGAAGCGCGGCCACUUCGAUUACCAGGCGCUGCUGGGGCGGCUGCAGGCGCUGCGGGCGCGGCUGCAGGAGCGGCAGCAGCAGCAGGACAGCGCCGACAUGGACUCGGAGAGCAGCUCCUCGGAGGCCGAGCCCGAGCCCCCGGGCUGCCCCCGCGCCUAGCGCGGCCCGGCCCGGCCCGGGACUGCGGCACAGCCGGGCCGGGGCGGGAGAGCCGCGCCCGCGCCUCCUCCUCCUCCUCCUCCUCCUCCUCCUCCUCCUCCUCCUCAUCCCCGCCUUCGUCCCCGCCUCCAUCCGCCCCGAGGAGAAUUCCCAAAACAGAGACAGAGCCCAGCUCGGGACAGGCUCCUCUCGGACAAAGGCAGACCAAAGAUAGAGGAAUUCUCCCUGCUGGAAUCUGGGGCUCCCUCCCCAGAGCUCUGCUCCAGCCCUGCAGGGGCCCCUUUGGAGACUUCAUGGGAACUGCAGGAAUCCAUGGAUUUGUGCGCCCUGGAGGUUUGGGCAAAGGGAGGAUGAGAUCAGGUUGUUGUUUGCGUGAUGUUGAAUUCAGCCUUUUUUGGGAGGGGUUCUCUCCUGCUGGAGCCGUGCUGGAAUUCUCUGCUUCCCCCCUGGGGCCGGUGUCACCUGCAGUGUCCCCUGCUGUCCCCUCGCUGCCUGCGCCGCCCCAACACGCGGGGACGAUUCCAGCUGGGCUCUGGGACAGACAGACUCGCUCCUUUGCCAAACCUUGUGAGAUUCUGCCGGUUUUGGGGCUGCCGAGAGCCCCUUUUUGGGAGAUGUGUGCUGUGGGUGGCACGGGGAGGUGGCAGUGGCAGUGCCACCCUUCCCCAGCCCGGCCUGGAGGUGACAGUUGCCACCGGAGCGGGAGCUCAAGGCUUCACUUUUCAUUGUAGGGACACGAAAUUGCACAAAAUCCCGCCCAAAACCCUGCCCAAAAUCCACCAAAUUCUGCCCAAAAUCCUGCCCAAAAUCCACCAAAUCCUGCCCAAAAUCCUGCCCAAAAUCCACCAAAUCCUGCCCAAAAUCCCGCCCAAAAUCCACCAAAUCCUGCCCAAAAUCCCGCCCAAAAUCCACCAAACCCUGCCCAAAAUCCUGCCCUGCCCCAUCCCCUCCACACCAGUUGGGCCCAGUUUGGAUCCUGCUGGUGCUGGGAGAAGUUCCCAGCCUGGAUCCUCAUCCCGAGGGGCAGCAGGAGCCCAAAUCCCACAAAUCCCCCGGGAGGAUUCGGGAUUGCAGCAGCAGCAGGAAGGUGGGAAAGGGGGAAUUUUCCUGGCUGGAAAUGGGGAAUUUUCCUGGUGGGAAAUGGGGAAUUUUCCUGGUGGGAAAUGAGGAAUUUUCCUGGCUGGAAAUGGGGAAUUUUCCUGGCUGGAAAUGGGGGAUUUUCUGGUGGAAAAUGGGGAAUUUUCUGGUUGGAAACAGGGAGUUUUCCUGGUGGGAAAUGAGGAAUUUUCCUGGUUGGAAAUGAGGAAUUUUCCUGGUUGGAAAUGGGGAAUUUUCCUGGUGGGAAAUGAGGAAUUUUCCUGGUUGGAAAUGGGGAAUUUUCCUGGCUGGGAAUGGAGGAUUUUCUGGUGGAAAAUGGGGAAUUUUCUGGUUGGAAACAGGGAGUUUUCCUGUUGGGAAAUGGGGAAUUUUCCUGGUUGGAAAUGUGGAUUUCCCUGGUAGGAAACUGGGAAUUUUCCAGGUAGAAAAUGGGGAAUUUUCCUGGUUUAAAAUGGGAAUCUUCCUGCUGGGAAAUGGGGAAUUUCCAUGGUGGGAAAUGAGGAAUUUUCCUGGUUGUAAAUGGGGAAUUUCCCUGGUGGGAAAUGGGAAUUUCCAGGUGGGAAUUUUCCCUGGUGGGAAAUGAGGAAUUUUCCUGGUAGGAAAUGGGGAUUUUCCUGCUGGGAAAUGGGGAACUUUCCUCGUUGGAAAUGGGAAAUUUCCGUGGUGGGAAAUGAGGGAAAUUUCCGUGGUGGGAAAUGAGGGAAAUUCCCGUGGUGGGAAAUGAGAAUUUCCGUGGUAGAAAAAUGGGGAAUUUUCCUGGUUGGAAAUGGGGAAUUUUCCAGGUGUGAAAUGAGGAAUUUCUGUGCUUUUCCCAAAA
Molecule: messenger RNA, 2992 nt
Organism: Melospiza melodia melodia
Lineage: Eukaryota; Metazoa; Chordata; Aves; Passeriformes; Passerellidae
Product: ubiquitin-conjugating enzyme E2 Z-like
Exons: 8
Coding region: 1-1077 (358 amino acids)
Source: RefSeq, a predicted model, not a curated record